Molecule: messenger RNA, 318 nt
Organism: Aspergillus nomiae NRRL 13137
Lineage: Eukaryota; Fungi; Ascomycota; Eurotiomycetes; Eurotiales; Aspergillaceae
Product: MoaD/ThiS family protein
Exons: 1
Coding region: 1-318 (105 amino acids)
Biological process (GO): Mo-molybdopterin cofactor biosynthetic process
Cellular component (GO): cytosol
Source: RefSeq, a predicted model, not a curated record
AUGGCUCAAGCGACCGGGGCCUUCCAGGUUCAUUACUUCGCCAGCGCAUCGAGCUAUACGGGCCGUCAAACAGAGUCUCUGCCCGCACCACUUCCGUUGGCGAAAUUGUUCGAUGUCUUGGAAUCCAAGUAUCCUGGGAUUGAGGAAAAGAUUUUAACGAGUUGUGGGGUUAGUGUUAAUGUGGAAUACGUGGAUGUGGAGGAGGAGAAAGCGAAACUCCGCGAUAUGGAAGCUGCCCCGGAGGGCCAAAAUCAGGGCCUGGUGAUUAUCAAGGACGGUGAUGAAGUAGCUAUUAUUCCCCCAGUUAGUUCGGGGUAA